Mercurialis annua (annual mercury) is the source of this 1543-nucleotide messenger RNA. RefSeq names its product protein trichome birefringence-like 13. The transcript is spliced from 7 exons. The coding region runs from base 49 to 1302 and encodes 417 amino acids. Gene Ontology annotation, cellular component: Golgi apparatus. The record is from RefSeq and is a predicted model, not a curated record. Lineage: Eukaryota; Viridiplantae; Streptophyta; Magnoliopsida; Malpighiales; Euphorbiaceae. Gene Ontology annotation, molecular function: O-acetyltransferase activity.
UAUAAAUAAAUAGGCGCUAAAGUGCGGCUAUUUCUUCAACUGUUGGCCAUGGCAGCAGACCAAACAAAGAGAAAAAUACCAUUUUUACCCUUCAUCUCUCUACUCUGUUUCACUUCAAUCUUCCUCAUUCUCUCCCUCUCAACAAAAUCUUCAAUCUCCCAUCAAACCCUAAUUCUCAAACCACCCAAUUCCGGAUCCUGCAACUACACGGACGGGUCGUGGAUCUACAACCCGACUUGGGAACCCGAUUAUAAGUAUGAUCAUACUUGUAAGGAGAUUUUUAAAGGGUGGAAUUGCAUUGCUAAUAGUAAAUCAAAUGGUGGAGAAAUUCUUAAGUGGCGGUGGCAACCUAAGGACUGUAAUCUUCUGAUGUUUGAUCCAUUAUCGUUUUUGAAGAGAUUUAGAAAUGCUAAAAUUGGAUUUGUUGGGGAUUCAUUGAAUAGGAAUAUGUUUGUUUCUCUUUUUUGCACACUGAAAAGAGUGUCAAGUGAAGUGAAAAAAUGGCGUCCGGCUGGUGCUGAUCGUGGAUUUACUUUUCUUCGCUAUAACCUUACUAUUGCGUACCAUCGAACAAAUCUUUUGGCGCGUUAUGGUAGGUGGACAGCUGAUGGUAAUGGUGGCAAGUUAGAAUCUCUUGGAUACAAAGAUGGUUAUCGAGUUGAUGUAGACAUUCCGGAUGCCACAUGGAUAGAUGCUCCCAGCUUCCAUGAUAUUCUUAUUUUCAACACAGGACACUGGUGGUGGGCUCCUUCAAAAUUUGACCCUGUAAAGUCGCCCAUGCUUUUCUUUGAGAAGGGCGAACCUGUCAUUCCACCAAUACCUCCUGAUGUUGGCCUGGACAAGGUUUUAAAAAACAUGAUGCUGUUUACUGAGAAAAAGAUGCAUCCGGGUGGGAUCAAAUUCUUCCGUACCCAAUCACCUAGACAUUUUGAAGGAGGUGACUGGGACCAAGGCGGUUCAUGUCCACGAGUACAACCAAUUUCGCCCAACAAAGUAGAAGAACUUUUCUCUCUAAAGAACAAUGGGACAAACGUGGAAACACGUUUGGUAAAUGAACACCUCGUCAGGGCCCUUCACGGAUCUGAUUUCCAUAUCUUGGAUAUAACCCACAUGAGCGAGUUCCGGGCAGAUGCUCAUCCAUCUACAGCUGGUGGGAAGAGACACGAUGAUUGCAUGCAUUGGUGCUUGCCUGGGAUUCCAGAUACUUGGAAUGACUUGUUCGUUAUGCAGUUGAACAACUUAAAGUUUUCCUCAAGCAGAAAUGAUGGAAGAAACAUACAAGAAGAGUAUAGAAUGGCAUGAUGUACCUCUUUCCACGAUAGGUUACGCUGCUAACAGCUUUAAUAACCAUGGCGGUUCCUGUGCAGAAAGCUUCAUCGGCAGUUACCAACUCCUCCAGCGGAACAGCACGUUCUUCCACCUGAUCAAAGAGUUGGUUGAUCAUUUGUUACUUGUUUGCAUAAAUUGAUAGAGCAAAGCGAUGAUGUUAUUGAUGAUUUAAAGAUAAUUACUUGGUAUCCGAAAGAAAGAGCGAUUUCGAUAA